AUGCCUCGUGCUGAAGCAGGCAGCACCAAAGCAAUCAGCAAUAAAAUCAAGCAACGUGGGCUGACAAGACUGAAAUGGUACUGCCAGCCGUGCGAAAAGGCAUGUCGCGACGCCAACGGGUUUAAAUGCCACGUCCAGAGCGAGUCACAUGUCCGGCAGAUGCUCUUGAUUGGAGAAAACUCCAAAGCGACCAUUGACCAAUACUCAGCCGAAUUUUUGCGCGAAUUUAUCAGUCUAUUAAAGACGACUCACCAGGAGAAAAAAGUGAAUAUAAAUCAUUUCUAUCAGCAAGUGAUUUCGAAAAAAGACCAUAUUCAUAUGAACGCGACGAAAUGGUCGAGUUUAACGGAGUUUUGCAAAUAUCUGGGCAGGGAAGGAAUUUGCAGGGUCGAAGAAACAGAGAAGGGGCUUUUUAUCAGCUGGAUUGAUAAUAGCCCUGAGACCUUGAGGCGCAAAGAGGCGGUUAUGAAGAAGGAGAGGCAGGACAAGGGUGACGAGGAGAGGGAGCAGAAACAGAUUCAGGCACAGAUUGAGAGGAUGAGGAAGGCGGAGCUGGCAAAAGCUGCUGCCGCAGCUGAGAAGAGUGGUAGUGAGGAGGAUAAGGAGCGGGCUGCAGAAAAGUCGAAUUUGUUGUUGGAGAGGAAGGAAGGUGAUAAAGUUAAGCUCAGCUUUGGGGCGCCUAAAGCUGCAGCUACUACCACGACGACGACGACGACGAUGACUGCAUCUGGUCAGACCGAAGAGAAAGCAGAAGAACCGAAAUCAGCAUCAGCAUCAAAACCCGCUAUAUCAUUUUCGUCCUCGUCCGCUUCGACAACCUCCAAACCGAAAAACGUAUUUUCCUCCUCUUUUGCUCCUAAAACGAAUAAUACAGUGAAAAACCCACUAGCAAAUCCCUUGGCAGGCACCAAGAAAUCAACAUUUGUGCCGCAGCAGCAGAAAGUCUCGCAGCAAGAGAUGAUUAUGAAGAGGGAAAUGGAGGCCAUGGAGCGAAAAAAUAAUAAUAAUAAAAGGAUGCCUUCUACUAAUAAUGUCUUUGAUAGUGCGAAGAGGCAGAGGACCGACAAGAAGCCCUUGUUGAUUAUCAUUGAUGCUCUGGAUGAGUGUGCAGGUGAAGCUAACAUUGCUCUUAUUGUUGAUCUUUUGGCUCAAAUCCCUCAGGACUGCGGGAAACGACUGCUUGUGUUUAUGACAAGUAGACCGGACUAUUGCAUUCGUCCAGAGCUCUUUAAGGUUGAGCAUAAAGAAUUCAAGCUGCAAUUUAUCAUUAAGAAUGUCACGAAUGGCGAUAUAAUCCUCUAUAUUACAAACUAUAUUACAAAGGAGUUCAAGAGUAUGUCCAUCAAGGUCCAGGCUGGACGUGAAUGGCCUGGGAAAAAUGCCAUCGAUAGUCUUGUUGAUGGUGCAGCCAGUCUGUUCACCUGGGCAGCGCUGUUGAUACGUUGA
Molecule: messenger RNA, 1446 nt
Organism: Talaromyces atroroseus
Lineage: Eukaryota; Fungi; Ascomycota; Eurotiomycetes; Eurotiales; Trichocomaceae
Exons: 3
Coding region: 1-1446 (481 amino acids)
Biological process (GO): DNA damage response; DNA replication
Cellular component (GO): nucleus
Molecular function (GO): double-stranded DNA binding
Source: RefSeq, a predicted model, not a curated record